AUGCUGGGGCUGACAGGUGGUGGAGGAGUGGUGGAGCAAGUAGGAGGCUGGCGAGACUGGCUGUCAGGGACGUGAGAGGUGGCGAGGAAAGUCGGGGGGCGGGCUGGGUCUUUUGGGGGGAGCAGAGAGCAGGUAGCUAGGAGCCUGGCUGUCAGGGCGUUCAGGGGUGGGGAGGAGAAAAACCAGUUGCUGAGGAAAGAGCUGGGCCAGAAAGAGUUAAUGGGAUCAGACGGGGAAGAAAAGGGAUCUAUCUGGCGGUUAAUGUUUAAUCCUCUCCCUCCCUAGGCUCCACCCAUCUGAUAAUCCUUGGGCUGCCUGUCUUCAUCAUCAAGGUGUCGGAGAGAAGUGCCUCUGUAAAUAUUUAAUUGGCUGCAGCAUGCCGCUGUUAAUUAUGCGGUUGUGCCUUUUCUCUAUCUCUUCUCUCCUCCCUCUUUCCUAUUCGGUCCUCCCUCCCUACCUUCAUUUGCUCAAUCGCUCUCUCUCAGAUAGGAAACUCAAUUUCCGUCUUCUCUAUCUAUUCUACCACUGUUGCUCUCUCUUGACAUCUCCCUUUGUGGACAAACCCUCGCCGGAGCCGCUGCUCGCUUGGAGUGACUAGCUCUUUAUUUUUUUGCGUUCCAUCUCUCGCUCUUUGCCUCGCUCCUUCUCCCUUUCAAUUUGUCCCUCCCUUUCAAACCAAGCUUCUGUUAAACUGAUUAUUGUUGUGCAAUUCUUUAUUAAUUCAUUUGCCUGUUAUCCUCCUUGACGCCCCAUGCUUUCAAAAGUUUUCUUUCUCCCAAUGUUUUUCUUUGAUCGUCAAGGGCAACGGGAAAUAGAUGUAGACUACACAGACUCUCUACAGGCUAGUGCACUGACUGGCGCUUCAAUCGGGCGAUGGUUCAUAAGUUAGCUCCAGCAGCAAGUCCAAUUACAAAGGGGUGCAUGUAAAAGUCAACAGAAUACAAAUCAUGAAAUGAAUGUCUCGUGGGGCCUGUGGAAAAAGGCCCUGGAGCGUUUUCAGAGAUGACACACAAAGCAGGAGGAGUGCGUAGGAAGAAAGCACAGAGUGUGUUUGGAUGGACAUGGAGGACUAUGGGCCAGGUUGAGUGUUUAAUGUUCAAGUGUUUGCUGUAGUCUAUUGCAAAAAUGGUAGCUAUUAUUAUCUAGGGGGAAUGAAACAGGGUAGAAAAUAAAGAUAUAAAGCAAAUGUAUAAAGUAUUCAUAAAGACUGCCCCAUGGUUUAGCUUAGGUUUUGUAUAUUCCCCUCUGAAUUCUGUGUUGUCUAACAGGUGAAACAUUUUUUACUAAGGAAAGGGAAUAUUAAAUCUGGUCCUCAGGCUGUGUUUAGUCCUGAUGAGGACCUAUGCUGUGGAAUACGGACAUUUGGACAGGGAGAUGGGUGUACGUGUGUGUGUGUGAGCGUGCGUGUGCGUCUGUGCGUGCAUCUGUGCUUCUGUGUGUGCGUCCGAGUGUGUGUGGUGCUGAUCGGAAGCCAAAAAGCUGGGUCACAUCAAGGACGAGAGACAGCCGGGAUCGUCCCUAUCUGUAGUAGACGUGGUGCUGGGCAAAAUUCAAUAUGCAGACACACUGGCACUCUCAUGCACCAUGGAGGAAUCUUGCAAUCCUGCACCUGAGAGGGAGAAAAACGACUACACUUCAUCUUCCAACACAAUGCCAGAAGGUUGUUUGUCUGUUUACUCUCAGUACAGUUCUGUAUGCUGGCUCAAGGCUUUUCCUCUCCCUUACAUCCACUUCUCUAGCUCCUCUCCCUAGCUCCCUGUGUCUUCCUCCCUCUCUCACUCACUAUCUCACUCUCUCGCUCUCUCUGUCUCUCUCUCUCUCUGUACCUAUACUGCUGCUUCUCUUUCUCUCUCUCUCUCUCGAUCUCUCGAUCUCUCUACCUGUACUGCUGCAUCUCUCUCUCUCUUUCUCUCUGUCUCUCUCUCUCUGUGUCAUUAAUGUUGAAGGGUGGCGGGCGUGUGCAGUCUAGCAGGUGUUUUCACUCUAUGUUGUCAUCUGUCCUACGUCCCCCCCAUCAUAUUUGAAUUGACAAGACCCUGACUUUGCACAUCCAACUGUCCAGUGGUGAGACACCACAGACACUCACACACACCCCUUUAGCUCCUCAUCUCCGAUGUGAUGCCCUUCAUCCCCUACCAAGGUCAAAGUGGCAGCCUUUAUGCGCUGCACGCAUAGUCACUGCAUGACUGACAGAGGUGACAAGGGUUGCGAUGGUGUGUAUGCAUGAAUGAGUGUAAGGGCAGUGUGUGCACAGGUUUAUGUUUAUUUGAGCUGUGGAUGACUGACUGUGUGUGUUUCCCUUGUGUCGAUAACUGACUCUGUUUCUGUGUGUAUCUGUGUGUACUUAUACACAUGGCUGUGGGUGAGUGUGACUGUGAGUAAGUGUGGGCUGUGUAUGUUGACCUGGUUAACACCGUGUGCAGUGAGGGAGGGUAAAGGCAGGGUGAUACAGGUUUUAGAAUCCAGGUGCUAAUUGAGUUGUAAAAAUGGGAAUUGAGUUGGGAAUAGGGAAUAGCGGCCCUCUGGUGUGUAACCUUCGCCGUGUUGUUUUCAGGUGCCAGCUUAUGCAUACAUCGUGUGUGUGUGUGUGUGUGUUGUCUGUGUGUGUGUGUGUGUGUGUGUGUGUGUGUGUGUGUGUGUGUGUGUGUGUGUGUGUGUGUGUGUGUGUGUGUGUGUGUGUGUGUGUGUGUGUGUGUGUGUGUGUGUGUGUGUGUGUGUGUGUGUGUGUGUGUGUGUGUGUGUGUGUGUGUGCUCUAGCAUGUGUCCCACCUGCCUUUGAGCCGAGCCCGGGUACUGAAUUAAAUUAACCUAAAUAAAGCGUACAGUGCAGUGCACUAAGAAAGAACAACUGAGGACGCACAGUAACAUUAUAGCCUACUGUGCAGUGUGGGACGUGCACAAAGCAUGGUAUUGGUUACAGUAUAUCCAAGGUUGUUUCAUAGAAAUAACCUUAAAGAGCGGCUUAACUCACCAAUUCUGCAUCUGAUUUUCUGCUGGUCAUAAGAAAAACAAGAUUUCAGUCUUGUGGGUGUGGUUCGAUGUGGGUGUGUUAUGUUCACUGGCAGUUACUGUUGUUUGUCCCUCUUGAGUCACAGUAGCAACAACAUAGCCACUACCACUUCCUCAAAAUAGUCAGAAUUAUUAUAGGAUAAAUAAGGAUAUAGGAUAUAGGCACUGCGUAAUGUGCAGGUCUGUCUCACUGUCUGGAUGUUCUGCUGCCAUGAUUGGCUAGAGCGCAAUCAGCGCAGCUAUUUUUCCAUGCAUGACAAUUCUCCCUAGGCGUUACAAUCCCGUGUUUGUGGGCAAGUGGGCAUGAUUGUAAUCCAAACCCAACCCUCAUGUAAGUUCUGACGACCUCAGUUACACAAAUCUCACAAAACUAUUUUUGGAAUAUACUGACUUUAUGACCAAAAUUAUUCUACUUACACUUUUUUGUGUUUCUGACUAAUAUCGAUGCCACAUUUUCAACCAGAUGAAUUUUGCAUUCAGUUGCCCUUUAACAAACACCUACCGCUGGUGACAUUUCCUAGGCCUUGGUUAUACAGUACAUUGGACACAAUGACUAAUGUCUCCCCUCCCCCAUGCAGUGAGAGGGACAGUCACAGUGAGUGGUAGUGAUGCUGAUGCAGCCAGUGUGUGCUUCCUUCCUGGGUUUCUUGGCCAGCCUAGAUAGCACAGCAGCAAGCAGCAAGCAGCACGCUAAUGUGAUUAUGGCUUUUAGCUGAGGAUUUUCAGGGACAUUCUCCAUCCCUCUCCAUCUUUCAAGUUCUCACUGUGGGAUGGCCUGUCCUUGCUGGUGACUGACACACUUAAAGCAGGUGCACACAUACUGGGCACACACACACACAAACACACUGUACAUGAGCACACACAAAAUAACUGUCUCAAAUGACCCUGAAAAAUGGUGGACCUUCAGACACAUACACACACACACUCAUAUUCAACGUAUUAGUAUUACUCUGUUUAGACUUUGUAUUCAUUUCAAUACUUAGGAAAAAUACAUCUCUUAAUUUACCAAUUCCAUUGACCGUCAUUUCCAUGCAUAAUUAGAUUCACUUUUUUUUUGCCAUUUGUUUAUGAGACCGUGACACGAAUUAGAAUGCCUGCACCUUUUCAUUACACUGUGCAAUCAAGCCAUGAUUCCACCAAGAGCCUGUGUUGAAAUUAAAAGUGUGAGCAAUUGGCCAUCAGAUGCUGCACUGCUUCCAACUGUCACGUUUCAGACCCCUCUCUGCCUGGAAUUACACUUGGCAAGCUUAGCGCGUAUUGUCUUAGCGCACCUCUUUGCAUUAAACAGACCAACCUCCAGGUUCUUCUUAACUCCUGACUGCACAGCGUUUCUUCUCAUAAGACACUGUUUAUUAAACCUUCGAGGCAAGACUGCAACAGCAGCAGCAGCAGCAUAGAGAUAUUAUGGACACGUUAGGAAAGAGAUAGAGGAGAUUGGUUGAAGAUCUAGCGAGGACUCAGACAGGGUUUUGUCUAGAAGGGAUAAAGCUUUUGUCAAAAUUGACUUUUCGUGACAGAUUUAGGAAAACUUACGCAGCAGGUUAGGAAAAUUAACGUAACAGGUUAGGAGAAUUAGGUUAAGGUUAAGAAAAGGGUUAGGGUUAGCUAAAAUGCUAAAUUUAGACAUGACCCUCAGACAGUGAGGGUGUCCUAACAUGGGCACCGUAAGGGUAGACUUGAUGCGCAUGCUGACAUUUGGCAGAGUUUGGAGGCACAGAGCUGGCGUCAUGCUGAGUAUAGACCUGCCUCAGGAUGUCACUGCUAAGAUAGCGCUGUAUGGCUGCUGUUAUCUUUGUUUGCAGAGUCAGUUGAUGCAAAUGUCUAAAAUAUAAUUCAAGGAGGGAAAGCUUCAACAGUACUGUAGCCUAGUCAUUUUGAAAAUAUAAGCACUUUAGGGCUAGGCGAUAUAUAGAAUGAAUUCAAUUAAUUUGAAUGUAUGUUUUAGCAUGAUAUUCCAAAUGCCUGUAUCACAAUAAAACAUUUUUUUAUUUUUUUUAUGAGCAUUUAUGUCCGCUCAUCUCCUUCGCUCCUUCUAUGCUGUGUGCAACUUGCCAUUGACACACACACACACCAAGCUCCUCCCACUGACACUCACAACAACAAAGAUGAGAGAUCACUUCUUCCUCUCUGACAAGCAGUUUCAACUGAGAAGGGUGCAAUUGUGGCCCGCAAUUUGGGGCUUUCCUGCAUUUGGCCAUUCCUGCUAGGGUUGGGCGGUAUCAGAUUUUCAUAUCGUCAUACUGUCCUUCUCUCAUCCCAGGAUUUAUGGUAUUACCGGCUUAGUACACAAGGGGGCGCCCAAAAACCAGAGAAAAAAAAGCCCAUUGGGUGUCUAUUACCAGAAUUCUAACAAAAUGAGCACAAAUAAUAGCGAAUUUCCAUGGAGGCUGCUAGCUAAAUAUGCUAACGAGCGCAAAAAAAAAAUAAAAAAUGCAAAGACAGGCAGUCCAGCUCAUAAAGUUAUACAUAUAGGUCGGAGCUACCGAAUGUCAUUUUUGGUGAGUUUGGACAUUUACAAGCGAAUGUGAACGAGAGACAGUACAGUACUAGCUCUGAAGUAGCAUACACACUGUGUCUGUGAGGAGUCUGGAGUUGCUAGGGUAACAGGCCUGCCUGCACUGCUCGAGAAGAUGGGUAGGAGCAGACGGGCCGAGAAUGGAGAGGAGAAAAAAUGCAAGGAAAUCAAAAAAUAGCAGUGGCAGCAGUACAUAUAACUCAUCCAAAGGGCUCUUUCUUCUCCAACACAGCAGAAAGCCAACACAAUAUGAUGCCCCGUCACCUUAUUAAUUCAGCCACUUACUUAGAUAACUAGCAAGUUAAACUUAGGGGUCGUGUUAAUGCAGAAUUCUUUGUUUUUCACGCAGGAAAAAAAUAUAUACAAUGCAUAAGAAAUAUCUUGCUGCGUUUUGUAAACGCAGAUCUAAAAUGCUUCUUAUUGGAAUUUCUGCUCGCAUCAGACUAAUUUUGUGCUUCAGUUGCACUUCUCCAAUCUGGAUGAGAAUUCACUGACAUUCUAUCAGCAGACACGCACUGAUGAUUGUAGCUACUUUUCUCUGGUACUUUUCUAGGUGUAGCCAGCCUACUUUUCUCCAGUAAAAUGCAAGAUUAACUUUAAGAAAAACAUUAGGAAAUGUAGCUGGCUACAUUCUUUCUAUGAUAAACAGACAUGUGAUGGCCAUGCAUAGUUUCAGCAAAAAGACAUGGCUUUUUCCUUGUAAGCUCAUUUAGCCUACUUGUGUAGCUGCCAGCCAAAUAGUGUUGCACUUCUGUUGUCAUCUGAUGAAAAUGAGGCUAUUUUCUGCCGAAUGUGUUGCACUAAUGUAUUUUCUGUGAAGGAAAACUGUAGUUGCACGUCCCUGAUCACUGAAGCAAAAAAACACUGUUGACUUUCAAUAUAAAAUGCUACCGCUGUCAACACACAGCUGGACUCACCUGCUCCCACUUUCUCCAUUUGUUGUAUUUACAAACAAACAUGUGAUUGGCUCAACUGUUCUGAGGAACUAUGGUAAGCUUCAUAAUGUAAAAUAAAAUAAUGUGACAGGUGAAAUGAAGAACGCAAUCUGCUUUAUCUUCUAACAUAUUGCACAAGUUGACUUGAAUCCAGAAUAUCAAAAGUGUCACACAAGCAUAAAGAUGGCGUGCUCGAUUGCAGGAACCAGUGGGAUGCUCGAGGCGUUCCACAUGCAGGAAUGCCCCGAAUUGCUGGCUGCAAUCACACACACAAGUAUUUACUUAGCUACUUAGUAGCUACAAAUAUUAAAAUGUAUAGAAAAACUUCUAAGAAAUAAGAAAUAGUUUCAAAGUUAUUGACGGUAUUGGAAAACCAUCCUGUGGCAAAUUUCCAAACAAAUACCCCAGUCCGGUAUACGGUAUAUAUGGUAUACCGCCCCAAACCUAAUUCCUGCAUCUGCAGGAACUCCUCUUUAUACUUCUAUAGGUACAUUAUUUUGCUAGGACUCCAGUACACAGCAGGCUGGAUAGGUAGCUAGCUAGCUAACAAUAGCUAGGACACUAGUAGACAGUGUCCUUCGACCCCACCUGUCAGGCACUGCUUUCCCACAGUGCUGUUAACGACGGCGAGGGCAGGUCUUCGGCGAGUGGGAGCAAAGGACACUGUGUGCUAGCUAUUUAGCUAGGAGGACUCCGGUACACAGCAGGUGGGAAGUGGGGGCGACGUCAGUAGCUAACUAGCUAGGUCAUCGGUAGACAGUGUCCUUCGCCCCCGAAAAAUUCUGAUAAUACUUUUAUUUCCCUCUUGACCCACAUUUUAAUCGCAUAGAGAAUCAGGGGGAAUCCAGAAUAUCAAAAGUGUCACACUAGCAUAAAGAUGGCGUGCUCGAUUGCAGGAACCAGUGGGAUGCUCGAGGCGUUCCACAUGCAGGAAUUCCACGAAUUGCUGGCUGCAAUCACACACUAUUUUUUCAACUCGCUAUUUGCAUUUGAGGAAUCAGUCAUAUGGACACCAAAACACAUUGAGACAUUAUUUUACUGUAAUAGAAGAGAAGUUAACCUUUCUAAUGAUUCCCUUUUUAGGUCUCAACUCCUCAAAUUGCGUGCAGAGCUGACACUACUAAAACGGGAGUACAAUGAACAUUGAUUCUGGAAAAUCAAUGCUCAGUUUGUCACGCGUGGCAUUGCGGUACCAUGUACCCCUAGUAGCAUUUUAGCCAAAGACUGUAAUACUAGAAGUCUAGUCUGUGUUUUAUAAUUGUGCAAUAAGCAUAAAACAAAGUGGACACGCUAGCAUGCUGUUCAAACAGUUGGAGACGGACAGAAGGAUGUGUUCAUGACCAUUCAACUGUUCUACCUUGUUAUCUAGCAAAUAGAUCCAAGUUGGCUAAACUUGAAAUAUAAAGAUUAGCUGGCUACUCACUAGCACGUGGGCUUGUGCUUGAGAGAUUGUCUAUAAAGUUAGUCAUUAUUAGUGAAUGUGUAUUAUGCAUGGUUCUGGUUACAUUUGAAACAAAAAGGGCAUUUUCAUAGACCCCAGUUUUCCAUUUAGUUUAAUGCCUGUGGUUGUGUGUAUCUUUCAGCUUGUGUGUGUUUGCGUGCACUUGUGUGACUGUCUUGGUGUGUGUGCGUGUAUUUGCAAGCAGGAUGAGCCACACUAUACGCAUCCCUCCUGUUGCCGUUGGUGUACCUUCAUUUCACGCUCUGACGCCCCUGUGUGAAUCCUCCUCUUCCCCCGGCUCAUUAUCAACACUGUUCAAUGAGACACACAUACACACACACACAAACACACAACCGGGGUGGGGGGGGGGCAAAACCAUAUCAUUAUUUAAAUAAUACAGGGGGUCAGUGAAUACGUUACAACACCUGUGUUUGUAUAUUUAUUACUUUCCCGUCACAAAUAACUAAGUAAACCGCCAAACACAUCCAGCCUGACCUGGAUCGAUGAGGUACUCAGCACCGCGGUGGCUGAGAUGCCAACCAGGGGAUUGGGGGAUUGAGAAUGUGAAUGGACCGUCUGUUGUUGUUAUAACGGCAUUAUGCUCACCCUCCUCCCUCUCUUCUCUCAUUUUCCUUGGCAGGGCCAAGUGUGCAUGGAGCCGAAUUCGGCCAACUGCCCGACAACAUUACAGUGCUGGAAGGAGAGAGCGUCAUUCUGAGGUAACUCUUUGAUCCUACACCUGCACUGACUAAUUACAUGUUCAAAUUGUUUUGUUUUUUACCUGUCAUCAUGCUGACUUAAUUGCCAAUUCACUGUCAUAGAAACCCCAUGAGGUAUACCCCAACUAGGUUGAAAAAUGUUCCUCAGCAAAAUAGCCAUUUUGUCAAUAUCCUGGACUUUGAGGCCUUCAUAAAGGCCUACUGUAUAUGAACAUUUGAACUAUUAAACCCACUGUCAGGUGUCAUUCCAAAUCUGGUCACCAUCACUGUCACCUCAUAUUACCUAGCCCUAGAACCAUAGACCGCCACAGGCUCCUUUAGUUGAUAUAUGAUGCCCUUUCAUACUUACAGGCUCACCUGUUCAUUGCAUGGGCAAUUAAAGGCAAUAUCACUGGCACAGAUGAGACCUAUUCACUGGAGGCCGUGUGAUCUACCUCACAGAGAUUUUUUUACCCUGGCCACAUCAAUUAAACAUAAGCACUCAGGCUUAUCCUCUCCUGGCCUUGUCCCCAGCUGAAGCUUGUAAGGACAUCUAGUGGUGAAGGACAGUACUUCAGUCAUACUGUCACCAAACAUUUCUAGUUCAGAAACUGAGAGAAAUUACAUUCCAAACUCAAAAUAAUAUUUGUAUUGAUAUGUACAUAUAGACUGAGUGUACAAAACAUUAGGAACACCUGCUCUUUCCAUGACAGACUGACCAGGUGAAUCCAGGUGAAAGCUAUGAUCCCUUAUUGGUGUAACUUGUUAAAUCUGCUUCAAUCAGUGUAGCUGAAGGGGAGGAGACAGGUUAAAUAAGGAUAUUUAAUCCUUGAGACAAUUGAGACAUGGAUUGUGUAUGUGUGCCAUUCAGAGGGUGAAUGGGCAACACAAAAUAUCUAAAUGCCUUUCAACGGGGUAUGGUAGUAGGUGCCAGGCUCACCGGUUUGAGUGUGUCAAGAACUGCAACGCUGCUGGGUUUUUCACGCUAAACAAUUUCCCGUGUGUAUCAAGAAUAGUCCACCACCCAAAGGACAUCCAGCCAACUUGACACAACUGUGGUAAGCAUUGGAGUCAACAUGGGCCAGAAAAUGGAGGCUGUUCUAUUUUUUUAUUUAUUUUUAUUUAUUUUUUUAGUCAUUUUAGCAGACGCUCUUACCCAGAGCGACUUACAGUUAGUGAGUGCAUACAUUUUCAUACUGUUCUGAGGGCAAAAGGGUGUGCAACUCAAUAUUAGGAAGGUGUUCCUAAUGUUUUGUACACUCAGUGUAUAUAUCCAGGUUAGUUGCAUUGAGAUAAAAUCUGGUUUUCAAGAUGGUCUUGUGAGGUAAUAGUAUAUUAAAGAAAGGAUAGUAGUCAAAAGAGUGGGCGAGUUUGUUUUCCAUUACACGGUGCCUGGGGUACAUGUAGGUGGAGAUUUCACUUGGAAUGAACUUGCCCAGUCUAAAUUGCUUGAGCUUAUACCAGACAGUUCUGAAAAACUAUUACUAAUCUACUCUAGUGUUAUGUGAAUUAUUUAACAAACUAUUUCAGUGUCUCUGUGCGUCUCCCAAAAUCAAGAAACGGACAGAGUCCCGGUCUGCAUAGUCAGAGAUGUAUUCAUUGAGAAUUCUGCCAUCACAAUUUCAGAGUCCAUCUUUUAUACUCACACGUCAUACAAAAAUCCCCCCUCUUUAGGCGGGCUGUAGUUUUCCACUUUAAAACUGCUCUCCUGACCAUCAGUUCACACACACACACACACACACAUAUACACACACACACACACAUACAUACACACACACACACAUGCAUACACACACACACAUACAUACACACACAUGCAUUCCGUAGUUAUCGCUGUCCUCAUACUCCUUAAAAAGCCUAACCGUUUCUCUCCUCCCUAAAUUGGGAGGCCUCUUUAUCUUGGUUUCUCAGUUGUCUGUAGACAGUUCUCCUUGUCCUUUGUUGUCUGGUCUAACUCUUACUCACGUUGCUAAAUAGUAGCUCAAUGUCAUAAUCUUUACUGGUCCUACACUCACACAUUCUAACACAUUUCACACAGUUUCAGGGUGUAAUAAUUAGUCAUUAAUAAUUAUUCUAUCAAUCCACCCUCUGACUAAAUAUUACACACAUACUCACAAAAGAUAUGUUGUUAUAGAAAUGAAUCACACACAUUGAAGCAUAUAAGUUGAUUUGCAUAUAAAAAUGUCUCAUUCAAUACAGGUUCAUCAGGGUUACCCCAUGAUUAAAAGUGUAACGUUACUCUUUAGCAAUGGUACCUAACCUGUUUACCCACUAUCUGGAAACAACAGUCUAAGCCUAUAGUGAAGAACAUUUGCUUCAUCACAUCCUGCAACAUCGGUUAACUAGUACAUCAUACUUAAAACAAGACUUUAAUACACAAAAGAUCAUUACAAUAACUUUUAAACUAGAGAUUUAUAGUUCUAGGAAAACAUCCAGUCUCAAACUAUCUGAAUCGUCGUCGUCCUCCACCAAGCCUGGUGGGUCAUAUUCUUCAUUCCUUAGGUCGGAGUCAGGGAUUGGGCCGUAUCUCACCAUCUGUUGGGAAACUGCAUACUCCAACGCCUUGCUCACCAACCCUCGGACACAGGGAAUAAGACAACAUCCACAAAGAACAAGCAUACCCAUAGACGCGAUUGCCGCGCCUAAAAUAGUUACAACAAUAGUUUUCCAUUUACCAAACAUGUUAUCAAACCAACCAGUCAUUGAUGUAUUCACCCCCAAGUUCUCAGCCCAUUCUUUACUCAAUGCAGUGAGACCUGCCAGUGCUCUAGUUACUGUACCAUCUGGGGCUGUAUUGUUGGGGAUAAACAUACAACAAUGACCUCCCACCAUCUUGUAAAUCCGCCCUUCUCUGCUAAAAGCAUUUCGAGAACCAAACUAUUCUGCAGGUCAUGAGUGAGGUGGCGGAUAGUUGGCCUGAGAUUCUCUUCACUGCAUCCCUUGUCUAAUUAACAAACCUUUGUAGAUGUAAUUAAUCCAGUCAACAUUUUUAUCAAUUGUAACCCACCAGAAAAACGUUGUUGUAAACCCUUCUCCAAUUUGAUCUGUGAUUCACAUUACUUUGGUGUCUAUAACAUUGAUAAUCUCAGGGGGUCAUGGUGAAUUGGGGUGCCUUAAUAUUAUCCUUUUUAAGAGUGGUUAUUUUAAUAUCAGAACAAUUAGGUGAGGUUUGGUUUGAUCCCAAAUCUAUCACACAAGAGAACAUUGUCUGAGGCAUAGGUGCAGUUAGAAGGGUUGGCCUACCUGUUGAACAGGCAUAACAAUUAGUUUGACCCAACACCCUAGCUGUGUAGUUCAUUCACCUUACCCAGAAGUUCUCAUUUGAAAUUCCUUCUACUUCUCCUUGGUUCAUUUCCUGCAAGAGGAACUAUUCUACCCUUGGUGGUUUAGUGCUUUUUAGGAUUCCUUCUGAGGGCCUUCCAAGGUGUAUUAGACUAGUUUUUGGUACCUCUGGUGAUAACAUUAGAUCUACCUGCUGUUCUGUCUCGGGGGUGGAAGAUUCAUUUCUCUCCUGAAAAAUGAACCUCAAACAUAUAUCUGCCCCAAAAUCAUCAACACAGGCCCAAUAGUUCCUUGCUAUGUCAUCUUGUAUAAUGGACUUUACCGUUAUCACCAGUUCCAUUUUACAUUUAUCAUGGGUUUGUUUAAUUCCCCAUCGGUGUACUGCGUCCAUCCCAUUCUCAUAGGAUGUUCCCCAGGUAUGUUUAAACACCCUUGCCCAAGGACAUGAGCGUUCCCCAGUGCAAAUAUAUUUACCAUACCUUCUAGGACCUAACUUUCUUGUACACGCCCCCUUCUUACCAAAGCCCCCAAAACCUCCUAUCUCUUCAUGGGAUAAGUCGAAUGCUCUCUUGAAUCCCCCAUCUUGUCCUAAACUGACGUUAACUAUAAAAUAAUCAUUCCCCCAAUAGUCUUUCUUGGUUUCAGUAUUUCUACGAGAUCGAAUCAGUGCCUUGGUAUUAUUUUGUUCAUAAUUUCCCUGUUUAGGUUGACCUGGAUUAAUCCAUAAUAUGGUUAACAUGAUGAUGCAGCUCAGAGUCCCCCAAAAUCCCAAAAACCGCCAUCCCAAUCCUGUCCCUGACCCAUCUGCCUGGUACUUCCCCAUACCCACACCUCUAUAAACACCCCACAGUGAUGAAAGGUCGGGGUAGGGUUUCUUCGUUAACAGAGUUUACCCCCGAACCCUAGUGGGUCAGUUCUUCUCUUUAACUCUGUGUGUGUUCAACGGUGCUGGUAUGUGGGCCUACCUUUUUGCAGUGGGUAACGUGGACCCAAGUGGCUCUCUCAGCUAUUCUUAUAGCGAAGGCAGUUACCAAUAGGACUUGGUAUGGUCCCUCCCAGCGUGGGUGCUUUCAAUCCUUUUUCCUCAACGAUUGGAUCCACACCCAGUCUCCAGGUUAUAUACUAUGAAUCACAUUCUCCUUUAAUUCUCCUGUAGGACACAAAUUCUUAGACAUACGGUUAACUAACAAUUUUCUCAUGUGUUUUGCUAGUGUAUUCUCUAGUUCUAUGUCUGCCUGUUCUGGUUCUGCCAACUGUGGCAUUCUGUAAGGUCUUCCAAACACUUUCUCAAAGGGGGAUAACCCAUCUUUAUCUGGGGUUACUCUAAAUUUAUUCCCUUCACUCUGUGAUAAGUCUAUAAAAUCAAUUUCCAAUUGCUGGAAGGGGUACUUAGCCGGAGGAUACUGACCCUGAGGUGCCCUUUGUCUGCCCUGGUGAUUAUUUUGAGCACAGAUAACACAUCUUGAACAAAAGUUUUAAUUUAAUUAUUUCUUUAUUUUUAUAACUAGUAAUCCCAUAUGCAACAAAGUGUUGUCUAAUUUGCUCUACCAUCCCUCCCUCCCGUUGACACAUGGCUCUGCCCGUGUGUCAAUAUUGCAGCAUAUCUAAACAGUAAUUUCGGGAGAAUUGGUAAGCUGUCAUAUUCCUUCCUUAUUUACUGCGCCUUGCUUCACCCAUCUGUAAACUUCCUUAAUUGGGGCCCUACUGUGGCUCUCUAUAAGUAGAUCUCUAUCUAUUGAAACUUCCUCUUUUGACAGCUGACUGGGACCAGAGAAGUGUUUUAAUCCUGCUGACAACAUUUGAUAAUACCUCAUCUUACUUCUAUCCCGUAAAAGUAAUCCAAGAUUAGUACAAUUUACUAGCAACAGGUAUCCCUCAUUCAGGGAAAGCUCUCUCUCUCUCUUCUGUUAUUUUAUGGUUCGAAUCAUAAAUAUUAUUACCAAAUUAUAAAUUUCUUCACACUUUUCACAGAACUAUAAAUUACCCUCAACUUGGUAAAAUAAACUAUCUGUGGAUGAUCAAUUAACACAAGAAAGUCAAAACAGAGUUCAGAGGCCAUUGAAAUCAUUCAACGAACUGUUCCAUCCCAUAGUAUACUAAACAUUACCAUCAUCCUAAAUAUUUCAUAAAUGUUACUUAUCCCAAGUGUUCAUUAAGUCCUCAUGACAUUUAUUCUCAUAAGAAAUCAUGUAAACCCUAAACUCAGUCAAAACCGAAAAACUCCAUAAAAUUCACUGUGUGUGCUCCUUUAAGACUUAUCACCUUUGACCUGUUGAAAAACCCCUAAAAUUGAAAUAACAACCCUUUCUAAACAUCAUACUAGGUGUGUUGUUUUUAAUUUAAAAACCCAAUUGAAAAACAACAACCAAAAAUAGCCAGACCCCACUUAAUUUGGUAGCUCACUUUUACGACCUAAAUACUGCCUAACUCCACUAAACCGCCCCCCCUAUCCCUGGGCAAUAUUCCAAUAAGAUAAGCGAAUCUCUUUCUCCUGGAAGAGAAAUUAUACAUUUUGUUAACCUUCAAUUACCAUCAGUAAUCUACAGACCUGUAACUUCUUCUUUAAGAGGCUCCUCUGUCCUCCACUCGUUACCUGUAUUAAUGGCACCUGUUUGAACUUGUUAUCAGUAUAAAAGACACCUGUCCACAACCUCAAACAGUCACACUCCAAACUCCACUAUGGCCAAGACCAAAGAGCUGUCAAAGGACACCCGAAACAAAAUUGUAGACCUGCACCAGGCUGGGAAGACUGAAUCUGCAAUAGGUAAGCAGCUUGGUUUGAAGAAAUCAACUGUGGGAGCAAUUAUUAGGAAAUGGAAGACAUACAAGACCACUGAAAAUCUCCCUCGAUCUGGGGCUCCAUUCAAGAUCUCACCCCGUGGGGUCAAAAUGAUCGCAAGAACGGUGAGCAAAAAUCCCAUAACCACACAGGGGGAUCUAGUGAAUGACCUGCAGAGAGCUGGGACCAAAGUAACAAAGCCUACCAUCAGUAACACACUACGCCGCCAGGGACUCAAAUCCUGCAGUGCCAGACGUGUCCCCCUGCUUAAGCCAGUACAUGUCCAGGCCCGUCUGAAGUUUGCUAGAGUGCAUUUGGAUGAUCCAGAAGAGGAUUGGGAGAAUGUCAUAUGGUCAGAUGAAACCAAAAUAGAACUUUUUGGUAAAAACUCAACUCGUCGUGUUUGGAGGACAAAGAAUGCUGAGUUGCAUCCAAAGAACACCAUACCUACUGUGAAGCAUGGGGGUGGAAACAUCAUGCUUUGGGGCUGUUUUUCUGCAAAGGGACCAGGACGACUGAUCCGUGUAAAGGAAAGAAUGAAUGGGGCCAUGUAUCAUGAGAUUUUGAGUGAAAACCUCCUUCCAUCAGCAAGGGCAUUGAAGAUUAAACGUGGCUGGGUCUUUCAGCAUGACAAUGAUCCCAAACACACCGCCCGGGCAACGAAGGAGUGGCUUUGUAAGAAGCAUUUCAAGGUCCUGGAGUGGCCUAGCCAGUCUCCAGAUCUCAACCCCAUAGAAAAUCUUUGGAGGGAGUUGAAAGUCCGUGUUGCCCAGCGACAGCCCCAAAACAUCUCUGCUCUAGAGGAGAUCUGCAUGGAGGAAUGGGCCAAAAUACCAGCAACAGUGUGUGAAAACCUUGUGAAGACUUACAGAAAACGUUUGACCUGUGUCAUUGCCAACAAAGGGUAUAUAACAAAGUAUUGAGAAACUUUUGUUAUUGACCAAAUACUUAUUUUCCACCAUAAUUUGCAAAUAAAUUCAGUAAAAAUCCUACAAUGUGAUUUUCUGGAGAAAAAAAAUCUCAUUUUGUCUGUCAUAGUUGACGUGUACCUAUGAUGAAAAUUACAGGCCUCUCUCAUCUUUUUAAGUGGGAGAACUUAAACAAUUGGUGGCUGACUAAAUACUUUUUUUCCCCACUGUACAACAGAGAUCUCCUAGUGAUCUUAACCGUCAAUUAUAUUAACACUCUCUUCACUUCACACCCCUCCCUGUAUUUCUUUAUCCCGGAUUAUUUGUUGAACAUUACUGUUCUAUAAUCUACUACAGGUUCACUGAAUGCAGGGUAGUUUAUUUUGGUAAUGGCCUAUUACCGUGAAUCGUUACGGACCCACCCUGAGCAAUCCCAGACUGCCCCAAUUAAUGAAUAAAGACUACUGACCUUAUCCUUGCAGCCGAGAUUCAAUGUAGGCUUGGAUUCCGUCACCGUCUCUGUCAUUAAUCAGGUGUCCUCUGGCCUGUCUAAACCCUUAAUGUCAAAGGGCAGGACUUUCUAUUUACGAAUGUAUCAUUCGCCCGUCGACGGUUUUCAGAGUUACCUGGAAUGACAGAGGCAGGUAUUGGAUUCCGGCUCAGAAGGACCAAGCUGUUAUGUGAAUUAUUUAACAAACUAUUUCAGUGUCUCUGUGCGUCUCCCAAAAUCAAGAAACGGACAGAGUCCCGGUCUGCAUAGUCAGAGAUUUAUUCAUUGAGAAUUCUGCCAUCACAAUUUCAGAGUCCAUCUUUUAUACUCACACGUCAUACAAAAAUCCCCCCUCUUUAGACGGGCUGUAGUUUUCAACUUUAAAACUGCUCUCCUGACCAUCAGUUCACACACACACACACACACAUAUACACACACACACACAUACAUACACACACACACACACACAUGCAUACACACACACAUACAUACACACACAUGCAUUCCGUAGUUAUCGCUGUCCUCAUACUCCUUAAAAAGCCUAACCGUUUCUCUCCUCCCUAAAUUGGGAGGCCUCUUUAUCUUGGUUUCUCAGUUGUCUGUAGACAGUUCUCCUUGUCCUUUGUUGUCUGGUCUAAAUCUUACUCACAUUGCUAAAUAGUAGCUCAAUGUCAUAAUCUUUACUGGUCCUACACUCACACAUUCUAACACAUUUCACACAGUUUCAGGGUGUAAUAAUUAGUCAUUAAUAAUUAUUCUAUCAUCUAGACCUUUUCAAAUGUUAAAACAAUACCACAUUAUAUGUGCACGCGCAACCAAGAGGUUCAACCAGAAACAUCCCACUGGGCACAAACUGGUUGAAUCAACGUUGUUUCCACGUCAUUUAAAUUAUACUUGAAAUAGACGUUGAAUUAACAUCUGCACAGUGGGAUCCUGCACUGCAGCACGCCAUAAUAGAUAGCUAGCUAGUUAAUUGACAAGUUCAUAUUUCUUGAUCAAACCAAAAAAACGAACAAAUGAGUUAUAAACACACAUUGAUUUGUUGCUACCAGAUCCACAAAACAAAAUCGUCAAACAUUUAUUUCCCGUUUAUUAUCCAUAUGCUCUGGUGGUGUUAGCUACAUUUGGCUAGCACAGCAAAUAACCACAGAGCUAGCGUGAUGUGAAGGUAGGGGAAGAUCAGCAUACCUCGAUAGCCAGUUAGAUAGAUGAAUUUCUCUCACGACAGCCAACAAUAUAACUAAACUAAAUGUAGCUAGCAUACGAGUCCAAUGUUUGAAGGCCACAUUGUAAACAUCAAAAGUUAGGUAGCAGCAGUAAUUACCACUAUCAGCCCCUCUCUCCCCCCUCACCAAUCUGUCACUCCUAGCUCUUCACCUGCUUCCUCCAAACGGAACUAUAUUUUACCCAGGUGUAUUGCCCAGUUAGUUUCAAUUAAGAAACAUACUGUAUUUUUUAUGAACAGCUACCUUGUGCUAGGUAUGUAUUAUCAACGUUACAUUACAAGACCUAGCUAGUGGUUUGUUUACAUGUAGUAAAACGAAACUAUAAUACAAAUGCUAGCGCUGACACUUUGUGGUGAUAAUAUUGAACUGCACAUUACAACAGGAUGAUCAACAUGUAUUUUGAAAUUAAAUCAAAUUAACCGUAAAAUAUUAUUUUCUGCACACCCUCAUGAUAGUGGUAUUUGCUAGUAAUGUCUCUCUCCUGUGCAUGUCAUCCUUAAAGCUGCAAUAUGUAACUUUUUGGCGGUGCAAUUUCUGCAUAUUGCAACUUUAAGGCCCACCUUCAUUACAAGGGUAGGGGAUGCACUAAUCGAUUUCAUGAUGCAUGUAACUAAUGUCUAAUGAAAAAGGAGGUAACACUUAAUUUUAAGGGGUCCUUAUUAAAGUGUAAUUACAUAUGUAAUUACACUGUAACAAGUAUUCUAAUUAAUUGUAAUAAUUCAUUGUUACACUGUAUUAACAACAUGUAACUGGUGGUAAUUGCAGUCUGUAAUUACAUGGAUGUAACAACGAAUGCUUGUUACCGUGCUUGUUUCAAAUUUCAAUGUUUCCGAUAACAUCCCAACUCACCAUAUUUCAGCCUGCACAAACCACAUGAUAAGUGUUAGCAAAUUGAAAACUGACCACCUCAGUGAUCCAACUCUGCAAUAAAGGGCUCUGGAGUCUAAUGCCCAGGCCCAAUGGCAAAAACGGAUUCACAAACAGUUCACAUAAAAAAAAACUUUAAAUUGGUAAAUAAUUUAACGGUGUAUUUGUUGUUUUUAGCAGAUCAAGCUAAUGGUCUCGAGACCACAUUUUGAGUGUCUCGGUCUUAUCUUAUUGUCGGAUACAUUUGUACUCAGUCUUGACUCGGUCUCGGACAGUGAGGACUCUUAAUUUCUUCCUGAAACCAGCCGAGACCACCGGAGUAAAAAACUCAAAACUAUCAGCUUCCAUUCAGUAAGCGCACAAAUCCGCUUCGCCAGGCCAAAUAUAUACACUCCUUUCUUGAAACAUUAAUACCUGAACAGUAUUAUUAUGCAGACAAUAACAGUGCAUUUGGAAAGUACUCAGACCCCUUGACUUUUUCCACAUUUUGUUACGUUACAGCUUUUUUCUAAAAUUGAUUAAAUAGUAUUUUUUUCUCAUCAAUCUACACACAAUACCCCAUAAUGACAAAGUCAAAACAGUUUUUUAGACAUUUUAGCAAAUUAAUAAAAAUAAAAAAUUUAAAUAAGUAUUCAAACCCAUUACUCAGUACUUUGUUGAAGCACCUUUGGCAGCGAUUACAGCCUCGAGUAUUCUUGCGUAUGACGCUACAAGCUUGGCACACCUGUAUUUGGGGAGUUUCUCCCAUUCUUCUUUGCAGAUCCUCUCUGUCAGGUUGGAUGGGGAGCGUCGCUGCACAGCUAUUUUCAAGUCUCUCCAAAGAUGUUAGAUCAGGUUUAAGUCCAGGCUAUGCUGGGCCACUCAAGGACAUUGUCAGAGACUAGUCCCGAAGCCACUCCUGCAUUGUCUUGGCUGUGUGCUUAGGGCCGUUGUCCUGUUGGAAGGCGAAUCCCAGUCUGAGGUCCUGACUGCUCUGGAGCAAGGUUUUCAUCAAGGAUAUCUCUGUACUUUGCUCCGUUCAUCUUUCCCUCAUUCCGGACUAGUCUCUCAGUCCCUGCCGCUGAAAAACAUCCCCACAGCAUGAUGCUGCCACCACCAUGCUUCACCGUAAGGAUGGUACCAGGUUUCCUCCAGACGUGACACUUGGCAUUCAGGCCAAAGAGUUCAAUCUUGGAUUCAUCAGACCAGAGAAUCUUAGUCCUUUACGUGCGUUUUGGCAAACUCCAAGCGGGCUGUCAUGUGCCUUUUACUGAGGAGUGGCUUUAGUCUGGCCACUCUACCAUAAAGACCUGAUUGGUGGAGUGCUGCAGAGAUGGUUGUCAUUCUGGAAGGUUCUCCCAUUUCCACAGAGGAACUCUGGAGCUCUGUCAGAGUGACAAUCGGGUUCUUGGUCACCUCCCUGACCAAGGCCCUUCUCCCCCAAUUGCUCAGUUUGGCCGGGCGGCCAGCUCUAGGAAGAGUCUUGGUGGUUCCAAACUUCUUCCAUUUAAGAAUGAUGGAGGCCACUGUGUUCUUGGGGACCUUCAAUGCUGCAGAAAUUUGUUGGGAUCCUUCCCCAGAUUUGUACCUCGACACAAUCCUGUCUCGGAGCUCUACGGACAAGUCCUUCAACCUCAUGGCUUGGUUUUUGCUUUUACAUGCACUGUCAACUGUGGGACCUUACAUAGACAGGUGUGUGCCUUUCCAAAUCAUGUUCAAUCAAUUGAAUGUACCACAGGUGGACUCCAGUCAAGUCUUAGAAACAUCUCAAGGAUGAUCAACAGAAACAGGAUGCACCUGAGCUCCAUUUCGAGUCUCAUUGCAAAGGGUCUGAAUAAGGUAUUUAUGUUUUUUAUUUUUUAUAAAUUUGCUAAAAUUUCAAAAAACCUGUUUUCACUUUGUCUUUAUGAUGUAUUGUGUGUAGAUUGAUGAGGAUUUGUUAUUUUUUAUCUAUUUUAGAAUAAGGCUGUAACGCAACAAAAUAUGGAAAAAUUGAAGGGACCUGAAUACUUUCCGAAUGGACUGUAAUAUCGACAUGUUUGCGCAGUGGCGAACCUAUUGGACCUAGGCCUUCAGUGUGUGACAGGAUAAUGAUGCUGAAAAGGCAGCAACAGUAAUACCAGCGCACUCAUUUGCACUUUUUGUAAAACACAGAGGCCCAGUGGUGUAGUGGAGGCUAUACGCAGGUUUAUGCCUUAUACCCACUUUUCUUUCAGUAUACUCACUUCUUAAUUCCCACUGAUGAGUAUCAAAGUAGUGGAGUGGAGGUAUACGACUUAUCAAUUAUGUAGUACAAUAGUGAAAUCAUGCACAAAGUAGCCUUCACAAUCGCAAAGCAUGUGAAGUAUAUUCACAUGCACUGGCAUGGAGCAGCUCACAGAAGAAUGUCAUCGGUAGCCAGUAGGGUAGGUAUGAAAGACGUUUCAACUUAUGAUUUCUACCAGUAAAUGCUAACUAAGGCAACAAUGGGUAUGCAAAGCAGGUAUUGAAAAAGUUUGGUCCGAAAUCUUGGUUAGUAGGCUAUUUGUGACGUGCAAUUCAGCAUUCAUCUUGCCAGGCCCACCCAAUCUAUUGAGCAAAAACAAAAAAAUACAUUAUUACAAAAAACACAGUUCCACUCACCAGAUGAUGAUCAUUUGAAACAACCCUUUCCUGCAGUCAAUUACCAAAAGUGCCCUCUUUGGCCUCAUGGGUGGAAUGUUUUCAUAUUUUUCAUAUUUUCAUAAUUAAUAAAGAUUAUAAAAAAAAUUAACAACGGAAAUCCGGUGUUUCUAUGUCAAACAGUUGUGUUAUAUUUCAGUCUUCUGUGAUGUAUAUAAGUGUAAUAUUGGGAUGCAAACAAAAAAAAUUAUACAUUUCAACUCUAUAUCUGACAUGGUACAGGUGUCUUUUUUAAAGCCUAUAACCAUGUGUGUGAGGUGUAUACUUUUGUUUGAAAGUAGAUUUGUUUAAGACUACCAAGAAUCACUCUGUGUGACCCUGAUUUAGCUCACUGCAGUAAAAGGUUAACUUCUUGUUGAAAGUUAUUAUUGAAAAGGGAGAAGCUAAAUCUGCUGCAGCCGCUGCAAACUAGCCUACAACAAAAGAUAGCUAGCAAGACUGUGGAAAAACUACUGUUCACUAUUGCGCAGUGACCUGUUGGCCUUUGAGAAGGCAGAAGUCUCCAUUUGUUGUUUUUAUAAAAUCGGUCCCACCCAAGUCAAAAUGUGAUUGGUUGAUUCCACUGUCACUCCAAAAUGUUGCCCUAAUACAGUUGAAUGGCAGAUGCCUUCUGUCUAGCUUCUGAUGGCCUAGCCAAUGGCUGACUUAGCUAGCUAGAUUUCCCCAGAGACCACCAAAGAAAAAUCCUGAUUGGAUCUUUUUUUAUCUUCAGUGAUAACCCUUUCCAUCAAAAACUGAAGAGAUUAAAUCAGAACAUCAUUGAAAAUAAUAAUAUAUUUAGAAUCAUAAUUAUUAUUAUUUUAUAAGAAGGCCCUCAUUGUUCCCCAAUGUGUUUGGGUUAGUAAUAAUUUGUAGAGUGGCUCCAUUUGCCCUCAGCAUGCAUCUUUUCACAAUUUUGAAUGUCUAAAGAAUCCAUAUGUUCUUCUGAAAUAUGAACACAGAAAUACUGGACAUUUUGAACUCUUAUUAUGGUGGCGAUUUGACAAAAUUACAAUCAUGGUCUUCAAUUGAACUCGCAUUUUUCUGGUCUCAGUCUUGAUUCAUUCUCGGACCCCUUGUCCACCUCCCAGUCUCGGUCUUGACUCGGUCUCGCCCGCCUUCCGGUCUUGGUCUUGACUUGGACUCGAUUUGCUCUGGUCUUGGUCUUGAAUCGGUCUCACUUUAGGUGGUCUCGAACACAACACUGGUUUGAGUCAUUAAAAAAACAUAUAUUUUGGUUGGCUGUCUAUCCUAUGUAUAUGUAGCUAGCUAGCUGACGUUACCUAGAAUAGAUGGUUAACUUAAUAAACAACUUACCCGUGUGCUACACAUCAUCCUGGAGCCGCCUCCUCCUGCUGCUAAUGUUACUUUCCAUGCAGGCAAUGCAGCCCGCUGUGAUGCUUCUUUGGGAAAUCUGUAAACUUUCAUUUUCAAAAAUAGAUUUGUCCCCAGUCAUAAAUUGGACCUUGAGAAAACAACUAGACUAAGUUAGCUAGCUUUUCUAGCUAGCCGUUUACAGCCGCGAUGGAACAGCUGUUUACAAACGCACCAGAAGUUCUUUGUGGUUCCAGGGUUCACUUCCGCUCCUCCUCAAAAAUGUCUAUGCUAUCUUUGUUCAUACAUAAGCACAUACAGACUCACCUCAAGGUAUGUAUGUUCCAUAGUUGCCAUGGCACCGUGAGGUUGCCUAGGCAGAGAGCUCUGUAAAUAUUGUACAUCAUUUUGUAAUUUUUGUUGCAUUUUUUAGUUGUAUUUUUACUUUUGGGUUUGUCUGCUGUGGGGGUUGAUCACUUACAUCUCGCGGUCUUGACUCUCAGAGUUGCAGAAUUGGGAUGAAAAGUCAUCUUUUUGUCUUAUAGUUAGCUAGCUAACUGGCUGUUUGAAUUCAAAUAAUGCAGCCCCGGCUUUAUUGCUUCAUCUGUCAGGAAGAAUCACAACAAGUACUGGAUGCUGUGUCCAGAGAUGGCAGAAGAGGCUCAGGGAUUGUUCUUAACCACUGCCAAGAUGUGGUGGCUUUUCGUGCACUUUUCAGCAGCUGUGGCAUCACCCAGGCAAUGGAGGACCAGUACCUACGGAGGGGCGGGUCCUAUGGAGGAGAAGCAGAUGUAGUGCACUGAUGAAGCGCUCCGGGCCUGUUUGUCAGACCGUCUUUGUUUCUCUCUGGCUGUACCAUCAAUGCCCCCUCCCUCCGCUGAAGCUACACUGCCUUUCCAAUCCAAACUGCCUCAACUCCCAGCCUUUCAUCAUAAGCCAAAUAGAGACAUUCAAUAUCCAUCUCUACCAUCUAACUUUAAAUGUGUUGUUUGUUUGUUUAGCUUUUUAUGCACUUUGAGAUUAUUUUCUGUAAUGAAAAGCGGUAUACAAGUUUAAGAAAUGAUUAUUAUUAAAUUAUCUGGGUCUUGUCUUGUCCGCUGUUUUCUCCCCCUCUAUCUCGAAGGUGUAAAAUCGACGAGGACGUGACCCACAAGGCGUGGUUGAACCGCUCAAACAUCCUGUUUGCGGGGACAGACAAGUGGUCGCUGGACAGACGGGUGUCGCUGGUCAACAGUAACACUAGUGACUUCUCCAUCCAGAUAGAGAAAGUGGAGGUAGCUGACGAGGGGCUGUACACCUGCAGCUUCCAGGCCAGCAACAAACCCCGCAUAGCCCACGUCUUCCUCAUCGUCCAAGGUGAGUCCCUUGGGACAUCUGGGUGGGGGGAAAGAUGGGGUAGAAUAAAACAUUUGCAUGUUUUAAAUCUCAUGCCCAAAUCAUCCCAGUGUCUGACAUUGGUUGCGUAUAUCAAUGAAUUUGUCAACGGAUAUUUCAAACAUGCUAAUUUGGGGUUACGAUUGGUGACAGCAGCCAAGGAAAAAACAAAAGAAAGCAUGGGUUUAUCUAUCUCUUUGUCCAAAGACUGUUUACAGCAGGGGUGUCAAACUCAUUUUAGCUCAGGGGCCACAUGGAGGAAAAUCUAUUCCCAAGUGGGCCGGACCGGAAAAAUCAUGGUAUACAUAACUUAAAAACAACAACUUCAGAUUGUUUUCUUUGUUUUAAUACGAUCAACAUACAACAUAAAGCUGGAGCCUGAGGACAGUGUGUCCAAAAUAGUACAAGCACAACAUCACUAUUAAUCAUAAAACACGUCAAGUUUAUUUGAAAAUUCUAAAGAAAAAGAACACACAAACACACAAUGCCUCAGUGAUUAACAGAACUGUUUCACAGAUCACAGAACUAUAUCAGGGUGUCAUUUCUCAGGCAGAAAUGUAGAUAAAAAUAAUGAAAUCCUGUUCCCCAAACAAGUGCAAGAACCACAGAGUCAAGAAUAGGUUAAAUAUACAAAUAAAAUAAAAUCAAUUAAAAACAAUAGCACAUCAACAUAAAAACAUAUAAACAUAAAUCUGAAAGCGUUGCUCAAACUCCCGUAACAGUCCAGUUAUUUUAUCUUUGAACCGCUUCAUGUCUGCCACAUGUUGGGUCGCGCACACAUUUUUCAGACAGAGGAAGUGAGCUGCAUCACCACCGGCAAGUUGCGUCUCCCACAAUGACAGCUUCAACUUGAAAGAACGUAUGCUGUCAUAAUACUGCGUGACAACUUUGUUGCGCCCUUGCAGCUGUUUGUUCAAGUUAUUCAGGUGCUCUGUAACAUCCACCAUAAAUGCAAGGUCCGGCAUCCAUUCUGCGGAAUGAAAUUCUAACACUGGUUUGCCCUUUUCUUCCAUGAACUGUUCAAUUUCUUCUCGUAAAUCAAAGAAACGCCUCAGCACAGCACCUCGGCUUAACCAUCUUACCUCAGUGUGGUAUGGCAGGCCAUAGAUGUGGUCUUUCUCUCUGAGAAGGCUGUCAAACUGACGGUGAUUCAGGCUUCUGGAUCGGAUGAAAUUAACAGUUUGGAUGAACACCUUCAUGACGUUAUCUAUCUUUAAUGACUUGCAACACAAAGCCUCCUGGUGCAAAAUACAGUGAAAAGUCCAAAAAUCACGUCCUCCAUUUGCAGAUUGCACUUUCUCUCUGAACUUUGUCACAACGCCUGCUUUUUUCCCGAUCAUUGAGGGCGCACCAUCUGUAGCCAGGCUGACAGCGCGGGACCAGUCCACUCCGACCCUGUCCAGCGCGCCGACGAGUGCGGUAAAAAUAUCAGCUGCUGUCGUUGUAUCUGUCAUCGGCACCAACUCCACGGUGACGGUCAAUGUGUCAUCAACUCCGCGGAUGAAAAAAUGGCCAGUUGUGCAACAUCUGUAAUGUCCGUGCUUUCAUCAAUUGCAACCGAAAACGAAUUAAAUGACUUUACUUUUUGCUUCAACUGGCUGUCCAAAUCCACUGAAAGAUCAGAAAUCCUGUCUGCAACUGUGUUUCUUGUCAGGCUGAUAUUUGCAAAAGCCUGCCGCUUUUCAGGGCACACAAUCUCCGCUGCCUUCAUCAUGCAUGUUUUUACAAAUUCACCCUCACUAAAUGGUUUUGAAGCCACUGUGAUUUCAUUAGCAAUGAGGUAGCUAGCUUUCACUGCAGCGUCACUGAUGUCUCGGCUGUGAGUAAACACAGACUGCUGUUUCUUCAGACCCGCCAACAGUUCAUUCACCUUCUCUCAUCUCCGCUGUCCUUGAAAGUUGUCAUAUUUGUCGGCAUGAAGACUCACAUAGUGGCGACAAAGGUUAUAUUCUUUCAGCACUGCAACAUGCUCUGAACACACCAAACAUACAGCUUUCCCAUUCAAUUCCGUGAUUAAAUAGGAUUACCAUUUUUCUUGGAACACUCUGCACUCUGCGUCCACUUUUCUCUUUUUUGACAGAGACAUAUUGGGGCAAUGAGGGUGCCAAAGCACAUAAUGUUAAAAGUAGAAGCCGUAAUAAAUAUCGCGGGCAAAACAAAGUAGCUCAUUGGCUGCACGUGCUUGACCUACUUGCUCUGCCCCGGUAUAAACAGUUUGCUUGCUUAACACAAUUGCUAUUGCGCCAUCAAGUGGACGCAAUUGGAACAGCAGUUUAUUUUAUUGAAAAAUUGCAGCGCUUUUUUAUACUUCAAAAAAAAAUAAAAAAAAAUAUUUUUUUUUCAUUUUUUUUUUCAAAAUCAUCUCGUGGGCCGGAUUAAACCCGUUUGCGGGCCUGAUCCGGCCCGCGGGCCGUACGUUUGACACCCCUGGUUUACAGGGUAAGGAAACAAAUAUGUAUUUAGGUGUAUUAGCCCUUUAAUUUGUUAUAUUUUAACAUGUUUACAGUACACACUGUACUUGGUUCUGUAAUGGGCAUGUACCACUUUGAACAUUAUUUACAGGAUUAUUUAUUCACCUCCGGGUUUUAGUCCAGCAAUUGUAAACACAACUUUACUUUUACUUUAGUUUAGUUUCCCAAAAAACUUUAAAGUGAUUCAAGGCCUUUGCUAGUGUUGUGCAGUGGAUGGAGCCUGGGACUGAGCAAAGAAAGCAGCCAACCGAGUCCUUAGCAACUGUGCCUCGAGCCAAUACAUUAGCACUGAUGCAAGCUUACCUCAGAACUGAGCGGGGUGGGUAGAUCCUGGGGUAAGUGGGUAAGACGAUAUGGGCGGCUGUCCAACUGCCUGACUGAAUAAUUGACAGUGCAGGACCAGGGCUGGGCCUAUCGUCAAGGCAACAGUGGAGUGAGUGAGAGUUUGACUGAUCCUGAGUGACGUGAUUUAUUGGCGCCCGGCUGCUCGGCUGAUGGAUUGCAGACCUUUUCCCCCUGCAUGUGUCAAUUGUUAUGUAUAUUGUAUGUUGUGUACUAGCAUAUUGCAGUAAUACAAGACUGGCGGAAAAAAAUGAAAAAUAUUAGGGUAUACUGUAUAUUAACUGGCCAACACACAUACACACACACACACCAUGCUGCUGCAGAGAUGGAGAGAGAGAGAGAGAGCUGGGCAAGUUUCAGCAGGCUACUGACUGUGUGUGUGUGUGUGUGUGUGUGCGUGUGUGUGUGCGUGUAUACAGUACGUGCAUGCGUGUGUGUGUGUACAUAGGCAGGGUGCAGGCAGCAUUACCCACAAGGCUAAGCCAGCCGCUCUCCAACAGACUGUUCACACAGUGCAGGCGCCAAGGAGAGGCAUUUAUCCACAGGGCAAAUGGGCACACAGAUGACCAUGUUUCCUUGAUUCCAAGUCGCCUCAAAUUUCAGUCUUAGCAGCAAUAUCACACAAACUAAUUACACCCCAGAGUCACUGCAUCAAACAGUGAUGGCCAUCAAAUCAAAUCAAAUCAAAUCUUAUUGGUCACAUGCGCCGAAUACAACAGGUGCAGACAUUACAGUGAAAUGCUUACUUACAGCCCUUAACCAACAUUGCAUUUAUUUUUAACAAAAAAAGUAAAAAUAAAACAACAACAAAAAAAAGUGUUGAGAAAAAAAGAGCAGAAGUAAAAUAAAGUGACAGUAGGGAGGCUAUAUAUACAGGGGGGUACCGUUGCAGAGUCAAUGUGCGGGGGCACCGGCUAGUUGAGGUAGUUGAGGUAAUAUGUACAUGUGGGUAGAGUUAAAGUGACUAUGCAUAAAUAAUUAACAGAGUAGCAGCAGCGUAAAAAGGAUGGGGUGGGGGGGCAGUGCAAAUAGUCUGGGUAGCCAUGAUUAGCUGUUCAGGAGUCUUAUGGCUUGGGGGUAGAAGCUGUUGAGAAGUCUUUUGGACCUAGACUUGGCACUCCGGUACCGCUUGCCGUGCGGUAGCAGAGAGAACAGUCUAUGACUAGGGUGGCUGGAGUCUUUGACAAUUUUUAGGGCUUUCCUCUGACACCGCCUGGUAUAGAGGUCCUGGAUGGCAGGAAGCUUGGCCCCAGUGAUGUACUGGGCCGUACGCACUACCCUCUGUAGUGCCUUGCGGUCGGAGGCCAAGCAGUUGCCAUACCAGGCGGUGAUGCAACCAGUCAGGAUGCUCUCGAUGGUGCAGCAUGUAGAAUUGUUUGAGGAUCUGAGGACCCAUGCCAAAUCUUUUCAGUCUCCUGAGGGGGAAUAGGCUUUGUCGUGCCCUCUUCACGACUGUCUUGGUGUGUUUGGACCAUGAUAGUUCGUUGGUGAUGUGGACACCAAGGAACUUGAAGCUCUCAACCUGUUCCACUACAGCCCCGUCGAUGAGAAUGGGGGCGUGCUCAGUCCUCUUUUUUUUCCUGUAGUCCACAAUCAUCUCCUUUGUCUUGGUCACGUUGAGGGAGAGGUUGUUGUCCUGGCACCACACGGCCAGGUCUCUGACCUCCUCCCUAUAGGCUGUCUCAUCGUUGUCGGUGAUCAGGCCUACCACUGUUGUGUCGUCGGCAAACUUAAUGAUGGUGUUGGAGUCAUGCCUGGCCAUGCAGUCAUGGGUGAACAGGAGGGGACUGAGCACGCACCCCUGAGGGGCCCCCGUGUUGAGGAUCAGUGUGGCAGAUGUGUUGUUACCUACCCUUACCACCUGGGGGCGGCCCGUCAGGAAGUCCAGGAUCCAGUUGCAGAGGGAGGUGUUUAGUCCCAGGAUCCUUAGCUUAGUGAUGAGCUUAGAGGGCACUAUGGUGUUGAAUGCUGAGCUGUAGUCAAUGAAUAGCAUUCUCACGUAGGUGUUCCUCUUGUCCAGGUGGGAAAGGGCAGUGUGGAGUGCAAUAGAGAUUGCAUCAUCUGUGGAUCUGUUGGGGCGGUAUGCAAAUUGGAGUGGGUCUAGGGUUUCUGGGAUAAUGCUGUUGAUGUGAGCCAUGACCAGCCUUUCAAAGCACUUCAUGGCUACAGACGUCAGUGCUACGGGUCGGUAGUCAUUUAGGCAGGUUAUCUUAGAGUCCUUGGGCACGGGGACUAUGGUGGUCUGCUUGAAACAUGUUGGUAUUACAGACUCCGUCAGGGACAUGUUGAAAAUGUCAGUGAAGACACUUGCCAGUUGGUCAGCACAUGCUCGGAGUACACGUCCUGGUAAUCCGUCUGGCCCUGCGGCCUUGUGAAUGUUGACCUGCUUAAAAGUCUUACUCACAUCGGCUACGGAGAGCGUGAUCACAUAGUCAUCCGGAACAGCUGGUGCUCUCAUGCAUGCUUCAGUGUUGCUUGCCUCGAAGCGAGCAUAGAAGUGGUUUAGCUCAUCUGGUAGGCUUGUGUCACUGGGCAGCUCGCGGCUGUGCUUCCCUUUGUAGUCUGUAAUAGUUUUCAAGCCCUGCCACAUCCGACGAGCGUCAGAGCCAGUGUAGUACGAUUCAAUCUUAGUCCUGUAUUGACUCUUUGCCUGUUUGAUGGUUCGUCGGAGGUCAUAGCGGGAUUUCUUAUAAGCGUCCGGGUUAGAGUCCCGUUCCUUGAAAGCGGCAGCUCUACCCUUUAGCUCAGUGCGGAUGUUUCCUGUAAUACAUGGCUUCUGGUUGGGGUAUGUACGUACGGUCACUGUGGGGACGACAUCAUCGAUGCACUUAUUGAUGAAGCCAGUGACUGAUGUGGUGUACUCCUCAAUGCUGUCUGAAGAAUCCCGGAACAUGUUCCAGUCUGUGCUAGCAAAACAGUCCUGUAGCUUAGCAUCUGCGUCAUCUGACCACUUUUUUAUUAACCGAGUCACUGGUGCUUCCUGCUUUAGUUUUUGCUUAUAAGCAGGAAUCAGGAGGAUAGAGUUAUGGUCAGAUUUGCCAAAUGGAGGGCGAGGGAGAGCUUUGUAUGCGUCUCUGUGUGUGGAGUAAAGGUGGUCUAGAGUUUUUUUUCCUCUGGUUGCACAUUUUCCAUGCUGGUAGAAAUUAGGUAGAACGGAUUUAAGUUUCCCUGCAUUAAAGUCCCCGGCCACUAGGAGCGCUGCAUCUGGAUGAGCGUUUUUCCUGUUGAUUUAUGGCCUUGUACAACUCAUUCAACUCAUCCAGCAUUGGUUUGUGGUGGUAAAUAGACAGCUAUGAAAAAUAUAGAUGAAAACUCUCUUGGUAAAUAGUGUGGUCUACAGCUUAUCAUAAGAUACUCUACCUCAGGCGAGCAAAACCUCGAGACUUCCUUAGUAUUUGAUUUUGUGCACCAGCUGUUGUUUACAAAUAUACACAGACCGCCACCCCUUGUCUUACCGGAGUCAGCCGUUCUAUCCUGCCGAUGUAGCGUAUAGCCCGCUAGCUGUAUGAAAUCCAUGUCGUCGUUCAGCCACGACUCAGUGAAACAUAAGAUAUUACAGUUUUUAAUGUCCCGUUGGUAGGAUAACCGUAAUCUUAAGUCAUCCAAUUUAUUUUCAAAUGAUUGAACGUUGGCUAAUAGGAUUGAUGGAAGAGGCAGUUUACUCGCUCGCCGUCGGAUCCUUACAAGGCACCCCGAUCUACGUCCACGAUAUCUCCGUCUCUUCCUCACGCGAAUGACGGGGAUUUGGGCCUUGUCGGGUGUCUGUAUGAUAUCCUUCGCGGCCGCCUCGUUGAAGAAAAAAUCUUCGUCCAAUACGAGAUGAGUAAUCGCUGUCCUGAUAUCCAGAAGCUCUUUUUGGUUAUAAGAGACGAUGGCAGAAACAUUAUGUACAAAAUAAAUUACAAAUAACGCGGAAAAACACACGUAAUAGUACAAUUGGUUAGAGGGCUGUAAAACGGCAGCCAUCUUCUCCGGCGCUGUCUUCUCUUCCAUGGUGGGGUAGCGAUGGCUCCAAUCUUUGCUUUAUCGCGAGAGUAUUUUCGCCUGGCCAGAUAGUAAAAAAUGGGAUCCUGUAGUUAGAUGCCUCGCAGAAAAACAGCCUCAUAGCCAAGCUCAUUAAAAGCAACAAUAAUGGGCCAUUUAAAUUCGAGGGUCAUCUAGUUAUCUAUCUAACUAUAUGUAUAGUGCCUGCUCUGGAAUGGCAAUUUAGAACAAAACAGCAUUUGAUGGUGGUCAUGCUGUGAAAAGAAACAAACAAAGCAACUACCAAAGACACAAACUUCUAGACCUGGUUUCCAUCCCUAUAUUCAACACCAAAGUGAAGAACAUUCUAUAGAUUUGUCUUAUUAUAAUAGUAGUCAGAGAAAUCAGUGUUUGUCAUUGUUAGUAUUGUUAUUUUGGUAACCCCUUACUUUUAUGCUUGUCAUUUCUGUUGAAUACAUUAUUUUUGGAGCUAGGGGUUCGAUUACUAGUGCAAACAGUGAGGGGAAAAGAGGGCAGCUUAGGUCUAGUUCCUCUUUUUGUCAAGUCAUGACUGUCAAUAAAACCCAACUCUUUUGUCUUGCAGUGCCAGCCAGAAUCGUCAACAUCUCCCAAGACGUGUCAGUGAACGAGGGGGGCAACGUAUACCUCUUCUGUCUGGCGGUGGGACGACCUGAACCCACUGUCACCUGGAAGGAGAACAAAUGUAAGACGCCCGUCCCUGUCUCCUGUCGUAGUACCCAGUCCUCAUGUCUCCUCUCCCAGUUGCCUGUCCCUUUCCCAGUCUCUGUCUCCUGUCCUCUGACCCUGUCAUAGUCUAUACUAACUAGUCCCUGUUCCCAGUCCCUUGUUUCUGUCCCCUGCCUGUCCCCUGUUUCUGUCCUUGUUUCCUGUCAUAGUCCCUGACCCUCUGUCCCAGUCCCUUUAUUUGUCCCAUGUCCACUGACACCUGUCUCUGUCACCUGCUCUUGUUACCAUUUCCAUCACACCCAGGCUGUGGCUGCUAGUACCCUCUCACACACAUCACACACACACACACACAGACACACACAUCACAUCACACAUAAUUAUCCACAAAUAACGCGUGCCAGCCACAAUUAUCAGCAUCUGUCACCAUCUUCACUGUCACUGCCUUCACCAUGGCAACAAUGCUAAUAAUGGUGUUUAUCAUUAGAACACUAUUUAUAUAUUCCAUCAUCAUUCAAAUAAAUCACAUUGGUUUCAAAUCAAAUCAAAUCACAUGUUUAGCAGAUGUUAUUGCAGGUGUAGCGAAAUGCUUGUGUUUCUAGCUCCAACAGUGCAGUAAUAUCAACAAUUCACAACAAUACACAUAAUACACACAAUCUUAAAGUAAAAGAAUGGAAUUAAGAAAUAUAUAAAUAGUCUAAUAAGCAAAGUCAUAUCCAUUUAGAUUUCUGACACCAUCGAUGGUAAGAUUUUGCAUUAUUUAUUUCAUCUUGAUGCAUCUCAUAGAAUGUGUUGAGCAUGUUGAAGUUACCCUGCUCGAUGUUAGAUAGGUUUAGCACAGUGUUACACUGUGUUACAGUGACCUACUGGGGGUGCAACAGCUUGGAAGUAGCUGGGAGUCCUGCUCCAUCUCUAUGCCCUGAGUAUACACACACCCACCCUGAAAGUACAUUAUAACCACUUGCUGUGCUUGUCUGCAGACAUACAGCAUUUAUUCAUUGUCAGCAGUAUACCCUCCCCCCCUCGUUCCCUCACACACACCCCUUCAGUUUGCAGUGUGAGAUAGGGCGGCAUUGUUAUUCUGUGGGAGUCACUGCAGCGAAGCCAUGGACUGCUGGGGGAGUGGUGGUGGGGAGGAGAGAGGGAGGGAAAGAGGAGCCUAGAGAAACAGUGAGAAGCUGCGAACCAUCUGUCCCUCUAUUCAGACAUGGCAGUGGGUGGGAGACAAAGUGGUAAGGGGGUAUCCCGCCUGUGUGUAGGGAGUUGGGACACACACCUUUAAGACAAUCCACCAUGCACCUGUCCCUUUAUUCAGACACUGCAUUGGGAGAUAGAUGAGCUGGCAACAUAAAUAGUUUUAAAACGUUUUGCAACAGAAAACGGCAGGUAGUCCCUCCCUGUGUCAGUCUAUUUUUUGCCAAUGGAUGCCUAAUGAAUACAACCCAGACGUGUACCACAGUGAGUCUGUGACAUGUAUACACUGCUCCUAGUAUUGCUCCUGCCCAUUUUAUCUCUCACUGAUACCAUCUCCAUCUCCCAUUCACACUCUUUCACAGACAUCAUCUGAACCCCCAUUAAAUCUGAGACAUCAAGCUCUUAUCAUUGGACAUCCCAUCCAUUAGACAAGACGCACAAACACACACACACACACAUACAUUAAUACAGACAAAUGCACUCACUCACACACUCCUCACUUAAUCGCGAAACAGCACGCCACAUCGAUGCUCUCCGGCCCAGCCACUCCAUCGCAUCAGACUCCAUUACUAUGGAUCUCAGUCAAACAGACAAUGUCUGUCAGAUGCUCCACUACCACUGUGAUACAACUAGAAAGAACCAGACCACCUCUGCUAGAGAAACACUCCACUGCAAUAGAACACAAAGGCUCUGAUUGAGUCUGACUGCUCAGUGCUCCAACAGUGUCAACAUGCUAUAGGGAAAUGGACUACAAUUUCACUUCAGGGCAGAUCUAAACUUUGAUCUCUUUCCAUUUAAUCAUCCGUCUGGCUUCCUCUUUUCCUCUCAGGUCUAAUCUAAGUGUUUGGUUGGUGGUGGGAGUCCAGGGCUGCGUCUUAAAUGGCACCCCCACAAAUCUCAGUCGACGCUGGCUGAGCACCCAACUCUGCCCCCGGGGAAGAAGGGAAAGCAAGGGAAGGGAAAGAAGCCAGAGAUCCAAAUCACUGAGACACAACUAGGGCUACUGAAGACAUAUUUAAAGAGACAGGCCUAAUAUAUUAUAGACAGCUUCUAGAAAGGAGGGAGGGAGGGAGGGAGGGAGGGAGGGAGGGAGGGAGGGAGGGAGGGAGGGAGGGAGGGGAGGGAGCAGAAGAGAGAGAGGAGAGAGAGAGGAAAGCAGAAGAGAUAGAGAGAGAGAGAGAGAGAGAGAGAGAGAGAGAGAGAGAGAGAGAGAGAGAGAGAAAGCAGAAGAGAGAGACAGAGAGAAAAGGAAAUGAGAGAAUAGAAAGAGAGAGUUGGCGAGAAAGAGGAAGACAAAAAUAAACAGAGAAAGAGAGAAACGGAGAGACAAAAAAAAGAGAAAGAGAGCGAGCGGUCGAAAUCUAAAUAAAGAGAAAGGGACGUCCAUUAUUGACAGCGACCCUGGAGCAAUGCCUUGAAAAAAUCUGUUGAUCUGCUACUGAGCAAGGCACUUAAAGCUAAUUGCUUCAGGGUCGCUGUCAGUAAUGGCUGAUCCGUGACCCCACUCUCAGGGGGAGUGGGAUAAGCAAAAAACACAUUUCCAUUUCAUACUUGUACAGGUUACACACUUGUACAUGUGUGAAACAUGACAAAUACAAGCACCCCCUAUUUUAUACUCUACUUUUAAUCAGAGCCCUAUGGGAGUCCUCUGGGUCCUGGUCAAAGUAAUGCAUUAAAUAGGGAAUAAGGUACCGUUUCUGAGGCAGCCCUAGGUCUUCCUCCAGUAGUGUCUGAUGGAGCUGUAGUAUUUUACAGGCCAUUGUGAGAGCAAUGAGGAUUCACUGGAGGACGACUGUUUCCCUGAUAUGAUCUCCCUGUGGAGGAACGGUCAGAGAUAUCUCCAGGGAGGGAAGCCGGGAAUGAAGGAAGGGGUAGGAUGUAAUGUGAUGUAAUGUGUCAGUGCACAGCGUCACUGACACAUUACAACACACAACUGCUGAGAAUGAAACUAGCCACAAAAGCACCAGCCAACCUCUCAGCUGCACAUGAAAUACCCCGACCGGAUGUUCCUUUCUCUUUAUUUAUAUUUUGACCACUCAUUGUCUUCCUCUUUCUCGCCAUCUCUCUCUUUCUAUUCUCUCAUUUCCUUUUCUCUCUGUCUCUCUCUUCUGCUUUCUCUCUCUCUCUCUCUCUAACUCUCUAUUCUGCUUUCUCUCUCUCUCUCUCUCUCUUCUGCUUUUUCUCUCUCUCUCUCUCUCUCUCUCUCUCUCUCUCUCUCCCUCCCUCCCUCCUUUCUAGAAGCUGUCUAUAAUAUAUUAGGCCUGUCUCUUUAAAUAUGUCUUCAGCAGCCCUGGUUGUGUCUCAGCGAUUUGGCUCUCUGGCUUCUUUCCCUUCCCUUGCCUUCCCUUCUUCCCUGGGGGCAGAGUUGGGUGCUCAUCCAGCGUUGACGGAGAAGUCACAGGGGAGCCAAAUUUAUUAGGCUAAUGUAAUAAGUGAAUAACAUUGCUGUAAACCCCCAACGCGUCUCGUCACCGCUGCCACUACUCGCUACAGGGUGGCGGGCAGCAGGCUGUACCGCCGCUGCAGCAGCUGCAGAUAAUCAUCUCCAGCUCAGUAGCCGCAGCUAAUAAUCCUCCAGUAUAAUCUUCAAUUGGAACCGCCGCGCUAAUCUCUAACAGGAAUUAUCGCUAACGUUUAGUGUGUCUUGCGUCAGUUGCUACGUGGGUGCAGGCACGUAUGUGUGUGUGUAUGGACGCCAGUGGUCCAAUGACUGACUGGCUUUUGGUGUUUUUUUUAAAUGAAAACAGAGCAGCAAUUUAAACUGUGGAUUUCCUUGUUAGCAGACAGAUUAUGUAUUAUGUCGUGUUCCACAGCCUGACUUCUUUCAUGGGGAAAAUUGGAGAAAAGCUUAAUGGUGUUGGAACUUGGAGGCUACCAGACAGCUGGCUGUGUGGAGACGUUCCCUCAACGUUCCCUCUCGUCACUGUACUUCUAAUAACACCUCUACAUCCAUUCCCUUACACAUAUAAAGCCAAUAUCUUCUAGCAUGCCUGUCUCCUCGACUCAGUAAAGACUUUUGCCGCCGCGUCGCCAGAGGGCACUAGGGAGUUUUGUCAACACCAAAUAACAGCCCCAUAUUGUUUUUACUGCAUAGUGACGCACACGCUGUCACACCUGUCGAGUUUGGUGUGGCCAACGUUUAAAAAUAAAUACCUAUUUAUUUCUGUAGAGGCUUUGUGAAGUAGUGAUGUAGCAUUAUGGUCAAGCCUCAGUCCUUAGCUUCAGUAUCUGCUUAGGCUCUGUUGCUCAUGGACAUACAGUAACUCUAACACAGAUCUAGGAUCAGCUUCCACCUCCUCCAAUCCUAACCUGGCAAAAACCCCAAACUGACCCUGACCAUAAAUCAGCAUCUAGGGAAACUUUAUUCUACACCUGGGUAGUGUUCAUUAGGCACCAAAUGGAAGAAAUAUAAUUUGAUCCCUGAGAAAUUAAGCUAAUUGAUUGCACCCAAAUUGGCCAUUUUAAUUUAUAGGAUUCAUAUAAUCUUCAAUAAAUAUAGUACCUAACAUCCAAUUUGGACCAUCAUUCUUCCUAACAAUGAGUAACACAUGAGGAUUCCAAUAAAAUUACCAACAGCCACCCACAGACCUUCCACACCCCACACCGAUCCCACCCCAACAACCAGUAUACAGUAUACGUUUUCUAUGUCUGACAAGUAGUAUGGAGCUGCUGCUUGGAGUUUUGCUUCUUCAACCUUUGUAAAGUAUUCCCUGUGAAUCUGUUGAUGGUUUUCUUCCCCUGUUCAGAGAAAUUAGCUAUUGAAGUUGCUUGCAUUCUUUACCAUAAAUUAGUGUGAAAGUACCACGUUUUUCCCACUCGAUGCCACUGUUCCUGCUGCUGCCACCACACCCUUUUCAUCUCAUCAUGAGCAAAAGCUAUUGGUUUUCUAUCCAAAGUUGGUAUUCUAUAGUAUUCUAUUCGGUCUUAUGUAGCAAAUGUUUUGUAGAGACUCAGAGCUAGCAAAUGGUAUAUCAUACUCUACAGUUGAGGAACAAUGGGAAAGUAAUGCUGCUUUGAAUGUUGAUAAACUUGUAACCCCACUUUUAAGAAAAUGGCCCUUGAAUGUUUUGGUACACGUACUGGAGAGCUCUUCUUUGUCUACCCCCAUUCUGCAUCGUUCACACCCUCUUAAGCCUUAGCCCCACUCAUCUCUUUAAGGAUUCACAUGCAUGACAUCAGCAGCCUGGUGGUCCAGAAUAGCAUAACUGGUGUAUCUUAAUGCCAAUAAACCCAUCAGUUUAAAAAAUAAUUUACUAACCAUGCAAUUUAAAGCAACUUUCUAAACAAUGUUUCUAGCUUAUUAGCUAGCUAGCUAACAUUACAUUAGAUGGCUAGCCAGUUCAAAUAAUGAACACGUCAUAUAGCUGACAACGUCUUAACUUGAGCUUAUUUGUAUUCAUUAUUACAGGAAAAUAAACUCACAACACGAUCAUUAUUUACAAGUUAAUGGCAAACUAAUUACAGAAAAGAGUGUGAUGAAAUAAAAGCAGGGCAUUCUACCGUAUAAUUUUAGAACUUGGACACUGUCUCGUUGGCCUAACAUUAUAUACUAAUUUAACUUUAAUGCAGGUCAUGUUGUUCUUCACAUUACCGUCUCUGGUAAACACACACUAUAUAAAAUAUAAUCAAAGUUUAUUUGUCACAUGCACAGGAUACAGAAGGUGUAAACAGUACAUGGAAAUGGUACCUUGCAUAGUGGAGUAUUUUGUUUAGACAUGUAGCUAGCUAGCUAAACAAUGAACCAUAAUCCCAACUCAUAACGUUACUACCCUGCAUGAACCUGCAGGUAGCUAACUAACUAGAUUCAAUGUUAGCUAGCUAGCUAGCUAACAUUAGGCUAUAACUAGCAAUGCAAAUGGCUCUGAGACACAAAUAAUAUUACUACACAGAUCAUGAACGUAAUGUUAGCUAGAGAGCCAGCCAGCUAACGUUAGCUAGCUAGCUAAUAGUAUGCUUUAACUUGCAAUGAAAACGACUUUCUGAUUAAAUUAAAAACAUAUAUAAUAUCUGAAAAUGUAGCUAGCUAGACUCUCUUACUCAUAUACAUGGAUGAAUGCUUCUCCCUCUCUGUCACGUAUGCCAUGGUUGCCCUUAGUUUGAAGAUAUAAUCUGUAGACAGAUGUUUUAUUCAACAGCCUUCUGUGUGUUCUCUUUUCGACUUCCUUCGCAUAUUAGCAAUCAAACACCAGAAUUUUCUCCAUCUCCUUAGCUAUCAUACUCUGCUUCCACCGGGCAUUCCACUGAUUUAAAAACGUUGUCCUCCAGAAAGUGGAGAGCAACACUUUCGUAGCUAUUCAUGAUAUAUUAAAAAAAAAGCUGUGUUAGAAAGGAUUACCUACACAUACUGAGCAGCCCUUUGUUAUAGACAGAAGCAUGAUACAUGGCAGACCAAUCCAAACUCAUCUCUCGGCAUGUCCAGCCCAUCCAUUAUCUCAGGCAAUCAUGGCUAGCGGAAAGGUUCCUGUCUUUUUCUGUGGCUAAACCAACUGGGCUCGUAAUUUAACAAUUGUAUUCGUAUUUACAGAUGGCAUGCAAGUUUGUUAUUAAGGCACAUGAAAGUUCACAUGUUCCAUAAGGCAUUUCUGCCAAAAAAUGAAUUUUGAUAUAAAAAUUAUGUUUAUGUUCAAAUGCCUCUCCUGUGAAGUAGUGACGCGCGACAUACGCCUAGUUUCCUGAAACGAGUCACAUUUAAUAAACACAAGAGACCAGCAAAAUGGAUAAAAGGGUGUGGUGGCAGUAGCAGCAACAGCGGCAUCUAGUGGGCAUAACUUGGUACUUUCACACUAAUUUAUUUAAUCGACCCUGAACAAACACACAUCUCAGCCUGUGAUAACCUCUGACCUCUAUCCUUUGAUCCUGUCCUUUGUCCAAUCAGAUGGUCUAAUGAGUGAGGGGGAGUUCCUGGACAUAACAGAGAUCAAGCGACAUCAGGCGGAGGAGUUUGAGUGCAUCACCAACAACGGAGUGACGCAGCCCGACAUACGCAAGGUCAAGGUCACCGUCAACUGUGAGUGUCCCUAUAAACCACAAAACACACGCAUGCACUCACAUACACAGACACUCACAGACACACAGACCCAGUCACAGACGCAGUCACAGACACGGACACCACACACACACACCACCCCACACAUACAAUACCUCCCAUAAGAUAAUACAAUACUGAAUGCAACAAUUUCAAAGAUUUUACUGAGUUACAGUUCAGAUGAGGAAAUUAGUCAAUUGAAAUAACUUCAUUAGGCCCUAAUCUAUGGAUUUCAAAUGACUGGUUACAGAUACCUUUAAAAAAAAAAUGGGCCUCACAAUGGGCCUCAGGAUUUUGUCGUGGUAUUUUUGUGCAUUCAAAUUUCCAAUCGAUUAAAUGCAAUUGUGUUCGUUGUCCGUGGCUUAUGCCUGCCCAUACCAUAACCGCACCGCAUCCAUGGGGCACUCUGUUCGCAAUGUUGACAUCAGCAAACCACUCGCCCACACGACGCCAUACACAUCGUCUGCAGUUGUGAGGCUGGUUGGACGUACUGCCAAAUUCUCUAUAAUUCUCUGCCAACAGCUCUGGUGGACAUUCAUGCAGUCAGCAUGCCAAUUGCACGCUCCCUCAAAACUUGAGACAUCUGUGGCAUUGUGUUGUGUGACAAAACUGCACAUUUUAGAAUGGCCUUUUAUUGUCCUCAGCACAAGGUGCACAUGUGUAAUGAUCAUGCCGUUUAAUCAGCUUCUUGAUAUGCCACACCUGUCAGGUGGAUGGAUUAUCUUGGCAAAGGAGAAAUGCUCACUAACAGGGAUGUAAACAAAUUUGAAACAUGGGACCAACACUUUACGUGUUGCAUUUAUAUUUUUGUUCAGUGUAUGUAAAAUAUGAGUGAAUAUGUAUGAUUCAGUUAUGUAUCAAUAUGUAUGAAUGCAAUAUGUAUGUCUUAAUAAUGUCAUGUAUUUAUUGACCUCAACCUUUCUCGACCUUGAAGGUCACUGAGCCUUUCUUUGUCUGAGCUUAACUUUUAAUCACCAUUGUUGUAGGCAAAUGUUAAAGAAUUCUCUCACUUCUCCCUCCUUCUUCCUUCUUCAGACCCUCCCAUGA
Messenger RNA from Coregonus sp. 'balchen', 39204 nucleotides. Lineage: Eukaryota; Metazoa; Chordata; Actinopteri; Salmoniformes; Salmonidae. The record is from the annotation of a GenBank genome assembly.